Dermatophagoides pteronyssinus (European house dust mite) is the source of this 3192-nucleotide messenger RNA. RefSeq lists its product as uncharacterized. Lineage: Eukaryota; Metazoa; Arthropoda; Arachnida; Sarcoptiformes; Pyroglyphidae. Gene Ontology annotation, cellular component: nucleus. Gene Ontology annotation, molecular function: DNA-binding transcription factor activity, RNA polymerase II-specific; RNA polymerase II cis-regulatory region sequence-specific DNA binding; zinc ion binding. Gene Ontology annotation, biological process: cell fate commitment; positive regulation of transcription by RNA polymerase II; negative regulation of transcription by RNA polymerase II. The record is from RefSeq and is a predicted model, not a curated record.
AUUUCCAGUGGAUCAUCAAUUAUUCUUGUUGAACCGAAAAAAGAAUUGAUUGAUAAAGACGAUUUAGAUACCAAUAAUAAUAAUAAUAACGAUCAAGAUAAUUCAAAAGAUCGACUAAGACAACAACAACAGGCCAUAAAUAAUAAUAAUUUAUAUUCAACAUUUAUCGAUAAAAACGAAGGUGAUAAAAAUUUUAUUCUUAAUAAUCAUUUACGAAUAGCAGCAAAAAGUCAAUCAUCAUUAUCAUUGGAAACUGGAUUGGAUCAAACUUCUAUAACAGGAUCAAUGUUUCAGAAUUUAAUAUCUGGCCAUUAUACGGCCAGUGGUGGUGGUCAAAAUCAUCAUCAUAAUCAUCAUACACAUCAUCAUGCAACAACAAUGGCAGCACAUCAUCAUCAUCAUGCAGCAGUUGCAGCUGCCGCAGUACAUCAAGUUGAUUUAACAGCAGCAGCGGCUGCCGCUGCUGCAUAUCAUAAUCAUCCAUUAUCAUCAAUGUAUGCGGCACGUACACAAUAUGGUUCAAUUUCAUCAUCACCUGAACAUAAUAAUAAUAAUAAUAAUAAUGAUACAACCGAUCAACAACAACAACAACAACAAAGUGCACCAAAUUCAGCAUCAUCAUCAUGGUCAUCGGUUACAACAACAUCAACAAUAUCUAAUCAAAGUAAUAAUGAUAAUGGAAAUAAUAAUAAUAAUAAUAAUAGUGAUGGUGCAACAACAAUUGUUGAUAGUGAAGAAGAUCGUAAACCAACAACAACACCAACAACAACAAAUUCUUUACCAUUAAUGAAUGGUAAUGUAAAUGGAAGUCAAUCAUCAUCAUCAUCAUCAUCAUCAUCAACAACAGCAACAACAACAACAGCAGCAACAUCAUCAUUUCAAAAUUCUCAACAUUUUAAUAAUGCAAAUAAUAAUUCAAGCAAUAAUAUAUCACCAUUUGGUUCAACAAGAUUUCCUUUUCAGAAUGUAUCAUCAUCAUCAUCAUCUUGUUCGAUAACUGCUUCAUCGCCAAGUCCUACUGGUGGCCAAACAACAAAUUCUCAACAACAAAGAUCAAAUUUACAAUCAGGAUCUACAUCUUCUAAUGGUGGUGGUAAUGGUAAUGGAACAUUAUCAUCAUCAUCCUCUUCAUCAACAAUAGCAAAUGAUCCUCCUACAACAGCAUCAAGUGCUGCAUUAGCAGCAGCUGCAGCUGCUAAUUCUUAUGCAUCAACAUUUCGUUCAGCAACAAUGAAUGGUUUACAUCCGGCAUAUGCUGCCGCAUCAUAUGAAGCUGCAGCAGCAGCUGCUGCUGCAUGUGCAUGGGCCGGUAGGCUAGAACAUUCAGUACCAUCAUCAUUAGCAGGACGUUUAACUGAUCAUCAUACAACAACAACAGCGGCUGGAUUUCCGGCCGGUUUAGCAGCUAGUCAAGCGGCAGCAUUCCGUAGAUCGGAUAAUCAUAACAAUCAUACGAAUGGAUUGGAUUUCUUUUUUGGUUCACCAGCAGCAGCAGCCGCGGCUGCUGCUGCUGCUGCCGCUGCAGCUUCCGCAGCUAAUUCACCAACAACAGGUUCAGCUACCGUUUCCGUAGCUGAUCAUGCUGCGGCAGCAGCAGCAGCAGCUGCAUCCGGACAAUUAAAUAGUCAUAAUACACAACAACCACAUCAUCAUCUUCAUCAUCAUCAACAACAACAGCAACAACAUCAUCAUCAAGGACAUCAUCCAUCUCAAAAUCAUAAUCAUCAUCAUCAUCAAGGAUCAAUUAAUAUGACCGAUCUUAGUAUGUCCGGAUCUACCGGUAAUCAAGGAUUAAUUGGAACUGUUGUUGGUGAUAAUGGUAUGGGCAUACAUGGAAAUGGUGGUGGUUGUAAUAUGCCCGGUGGUUUAGCAGCGGCUGCUGCUGCAGCAGCAGCUGGACAAGCAGCAUAUGCAGCUCAUUUUAGUGAAGGACGUGAAUGUGUAAAUUGUGGAGCAAUAUCAACGCCAUUAUGGCGCCGUGAUGGUACCGGUCAUUAUCUAUGUAAUGCAUGUGGACUUUAUCAUAAAAUGAAUGGCGCCAGACGGCCAUUGAUCAAGCCACAACGUCGUUUGGCUGCAUCAAGACGUUUAGGACUUUGUUGCUCUAAUUGUGGUACAACAACAACAACAUUAUGGAGACGUAAUAAUGAAGGUGAACCAGUUUGUAAUGCAUGUGGUCUUUAUUAUAAAUUACAUAAUGUAAAUCGACCAUUAGCAAUGAGAAAAGAAGGAAUACAAACUAGAAAACGUAAACCAAAACAAAAUUCAGCUAGUUCAGCAGCAUUAAGUUCAUUAGGAUUAUCAGUUACCGGUGCAAUUGGUGGUACACUUGGAUCAUUAGCAUCUGCUGUUGUUAAUAAUGGAACAAAUUGUAUUGGAACAACUGGUAUACAGAAUGGUUGUUCAACCGGUAGUUUACAAUCACAUCAUCAUAAUAAUUCAACCGGUGUAUUUCAUCUAAUGAAUCAUAAUAAUAAUAAUAGCAAUAAUAAUCAUCAUCAUCAUCAACAACAACAACAACAUCAUAAUUCACAUCAACAUCAUGGCAGUGGUCAACAUCAUCAACCCGGACAACAACAACAACAACAUCAUGGAAAUGGUAAUGCUAAUAGCAGUAGCAAUAAUUCAUCAACAUCAUCAUUGAAUAGUAAUGGUGGUGGCAAUAGUAAUAAAUUAGGACCAUAUCAUCAUCAUCAUUUGAAUCAUUUAAAUCAUCAUCAUUUAAAUUCUUCAUCUGGUGGUUCAUCAUCUUCAUCAUCCGGUUAUUCAUCAUCAAAUAAUAAUAAUAAUCAUAAUCAUAAUCAUAAUAAUCAUCUACAUCAUUUAUCCGGAUCAUCAUCAUCAUCAUCACAUCAUAAUCAACAACAACAACAACAUCAUCAUCAUCAACAAGCAGCAGCGGCUGCAGCUGCAGCUGCUGCUGCUGUUGCUGCUGCAAUGGCUGAUUCUGCAAAUUCUGUUAAAUUAUGUACCUGAUUUUCGAAACAAAAAACAAAAAAAAAAUCAUAAUUGCCAAUAAUCAAUCAAAGUGAAUAUAUGAUAAACACACACAGAGGAAUAACGUAUAUAACGUUCAAUCCACUUAAAUGAAAUUUAAAAAAAAAUCAAAUUUGAUCUCAACAUAUGAUGUUGUUUUGUUUCAAAAAAAAAACGAAGAAGAAGAAAAGAAUUUCAUUAUAACACCAAAAAAAA